Messenger RNA from Acanthisitta chloris (rifleman), 228 nucleotides. RefSeq names its product transmembrane protein 238 (gene TMEM238). The transcript has a single exon. The record is from RefSeq and is a predicted model, not a curated record. The coding region runs from base 1 to 228 and encodes 75 amino acids. Lineage: Eukaryota; Metazoa; Chordata; Aves; Passeriformes; Acanthisittidae.
AUGGCCCUGCUCAGGCUCAUGGGCCGAUGUGCUGCGCUGCUCAUUGUGGCUCUGGUCUGUGAUGCCAUCGGCCUCCUCAUCCUCCUCCUGGGGAUUUUUGCUCCUCUAAGCUCCUGGGACUUCUUUGUUUACUUCGGAGCCCUGCUGCUCGCAGUCAGCCUUCUCUUCUGGGUCUUCUGGUACACAUUCAACAUCGAGGUCCCCUCUAGGGAGCUGGAUCUGGGCUAA